CGUACCAAUUUCCUGAUGAAAUCAAAUCAAUUACACAAUAAUCAAAUUUUGGAAGAUAAGGAAAAAAGAAAAGGAGCGUGCAAAAAAAAGUCACAGUCGCGAGAUAAAAUCCGAAGCUAGCGAAAAGCUUCGAUUUCCAGCGAUCCUAGUGUUGGAUUCUACGAUUUUAGGGUUUAAAUCUUGAGAUGUGUUCGUUAUCAAUGCAAUUCUCGCUCUUGCAAUCACCACCAUCUCGUCCUUGUCCGUCUUUUUUAGCCAACCAUGAACCUAAACUCUCUACUACUUCCUCCUCUGUGACCUUCCCCUUGAAGACGAACACUUGGAAGUGUAGCGGAACUGGGAAUUUGUUGGUUUUGAGAGUUAAAGCUUAUGGUUCUUCUUCUGAUUCCUCUGCAGAUUCCUCCACGCCUCCCAAUGGCACUCGGCAGCCCAAAAGCAGAAGGGAUAUUCUACUGGAGUAUGUUCAGAAUGUGAAGCCAGAGUUCAUGGAGAUGUUCGUUAAACGUGCCCCUAAACAUGUGGUUGAAGCAAUGAGACAAACUGUGACGAAUAUGAUUGGAACGCUGCCACCGCAGUUUUUCGCCGUUACUGUCACCUCUGUUGCUGAGAACCUUGCACAGCUGAUGAUGAGCGUGUUGAUGACUGGAUAUAUGUUUAGAAACGCUCAAUAUCGUCUUGAAUUGCAACAAAGUUUGGAGCAGGUUGCUCUUCCUGAACCACGUGAUCAAAAGGGGGGUGAUGAAGACUAUGCACCAGGAACUCAAAAGAAUGUUUCUGGGGAAGUGAUCAGGUGGAAUAACGUAUCUGGCCCUGAGAAAAUUGAUGCAAAAAAGUAUAUCGAGCUUCUGGAAGCAGAGAUCGAAGAACUCAACCGUCAAGUGGGGAGAAAAUCAGCGAAUCAGCAGAAUGAAAUCUUGGAGUAUCUAAAAUCUCUCGAACCUCAAAAUCUCAAGGAGCUUACAAGCACUGCAGGCGAAGAUGUUGCCGUAGCCAUGAAUACAUUUGUCAAGAGGCUUCUAGCUGUGUCAGACCCUAACCAAAUGAAGACGAAUGUGACAGAGACAAGCGCAGCGGACCUUGCAAAAUUGUUGUAUUGGUUAAUGGUAGUUGGAUAUAGCAUUCGCAAUAUCGAGGUUCGGUUUGAUAUGGAACGCGUGCUUGGUACUCAACCGAAGCUUGCAGAGCUGCCUCCUGGUGAAAUUAUUUGAGCACUGUAAUGAAUAAAAGCGGGGGCUUUUUUUUACCCGAAGAACUCAGAUUUCAUUUGUCAAGUAAUUUUUAUUGUAAAAUUGAUGGAACUCACUUUGAAGAGAAGACGGUAUUGGCUGUUUGCAAUUAGAUCACAGAUUUUGAUUCAGACUCAUAAAUGGCAACUAUGAUCAUUAGGCUUGCAUAAUGAAAUGUAUGGUCUGAUCAACAAAGGAAAAGAACAAUUGAGAAUCAGAGGAAGAAGCUCUGCUUCACUUACGAGAUUCCCAAAUUGCAGACAAAGCUUCAAUUAUGAUCGUUAGGCUUGCAUAAUGCAUAAUGAAAUGUACGGUCUGAUCAACAAAGGAAAAGAUAAACUGAAAAUUAGAGGAAGAAGCUCUCCGUCUCUUAUGAGCUUCUCUACUCAAUUCAUGGGUUCUGUGAAGAUCUAGCUAUUUCUAUGGAUCAAAUUGUGAACUAUCAUGUAUUCUGAUUUUAC
Arabidopsis thaliana (thale cress) is the source of this 1687-nucleotide messenger RNA. RefSeq lists its product as uncharacterized. Bases 186 to 1208 code for a protein of 340 amino acids. The record is from RefSeq and is marked reviewed. NCBI's taxonomy places the organism in Eukaryota, Viridiplantae, Streptophyta, Magnoliopsida, Brassicales, Brassicaceae. The transcript has 7 exons.